AAAAUAAUAUCUUUUUUGCAUGUUCAUGUAUGCACUACGAAGAUAUCAUUUGUUUAAAUACGUAGUGAAUACUCAUUUUUACUCAUUGCAUUAUAUAUAUAUUUGCUUAUAGAGGUUUACUUGUGCAUAGAUCUCUUCAUCGGUAGCUUUUUAUUUUGCUAGCGUUGAUGACCUACUUUUCACGCAUUUAAUCUAAAUAGAUAAUAAACAGUGAUGAGCUUAAUAAGCAUUGUACGAGUAGGAGAUGAAGAAGCAAAGCCGAUUACAAUCAGUGAUGGAAAGACAGUUAUUGGUAGAGGCCCCUUUUUGCAGGUGACAGAUAAAAGGGUUUCAAGAAACCAUGGUAUGUUGGAAGUAUCUGAUGGGAAAUUAUACCUUACCCCAACGCACACAAAUCCAUGUUUUUUCAAAAAGAAUUCAAAUAGCAGUGUAGAGAUAAUGAAGAAGGAUGAUAGACGUCUACUAGAAAAUGGUCAUAUCUUUGGUCUUCUCCCAGAUAGUCUGUAUUUCAAAGUUCAGUGUCCAGCUACCCAGAAUGGAACAAAUAAAAAUAAUGAAAAAACUGAAGAAGAAGAAGAACAAGAAGAAGAAGUUAUGAGUGAAGAAGAAGGAUCACAGUCUCCAGAAAAGGCUAAACCCUGGCAGACUGUGAAGACUGAAGAUGGGAAGGAGAUGACAUUACCACUAGAGAAGAAGAGAGCUUUACCAGCGUGGAUGUUACAGAUGGCCAAAGCUUCACCACCUGUCUCUAAAAAACCAGCCGCUAGACAAACUGCAAAGACACCUACAAAGCGGAAAAAUGAAGAUGAUGAUGACUAUUCUCCAGCUAAAAAGAAAACACCAGCUAAAACUGGUCCUGGUAGAAGAAGGAAGACGGAGAGUGAGGAAGAUGAAGAUUAUGAUAUAGAUGAAGAUGAAGAAGAGGAAAAGGUUACAACAAAAAGAGGGCGUGGAGCAACAAAGAAAAAGUAUUAUGAUGCCAGUGAGGAUGAGUUAGAUGAUGACUGGGAGGCUGAAGAAGAAUACAAGCCAAAGAAAAGAACACCAGCUAAAUCUCGCCAGACACCAAAAGCAAAACCAAAACCUCGCAGGAAAGCAAGAGAUACUAGUGAAGAGGAAUCUGAGGAAGACAGACCAAAGAAAAAACGAGGAGGAAAGUCGAGAAAGGCGAGGGCUGGUUCGUCUGAAGAUGAAAUGCCCAGCACAUCAGCGAGGUCAACAAGAGGAGCAAGAGCUAAACGGAAAAGCUAUGUUGAUGACUUUGUUGACUUCUCUGAUGAUGAGGAUGUGAAUAAAGGUUCCUUGUCUAAAGAUGAAGACAGUGAUUUUGUUUUUGAUGAAGGAGAAGAAUCGGCUAGUGAUUGGGAAAUGGAAAGUAAAAAAUCUUCACAUAAAAAGAAUCAAGGUACUCCAAGUAGGAGAUCUUCGCGGACAGUUGGAAGACGGAAAAAAUAUGCUGACUCUGAUGAAGAAUCGGCUUCAGAUGAUGAAUAUGUUCCACGUUCUACAAGAAAGCGACAAAAUAAUAGCAAAAAACGCAGGAAGGGUAGACGGAAAAGGCAGUCAUCUAGUGAUGAAGAUGAAUCCAGUUCAGAUGAUUAUGUAGCACCAAAACGAGAUCCUAAAACUAAGAAACGAAAAGAUGACUCUGGGUCUGAAGAAGAAGAAUCUGAAGAAGAGACUCCUAAAAAACGAGCCCCAGCUAAGAAAGGAAAGAAACAAGAGGUGUCUGAAAGCGAAGAAGAUGAUGACGAUGAAGAUGAUGAUGAUGCUAAGAAGAAAGAUAAAAAGGAUAAACGAGAGGAGGUUAAGAAAGUCAGGCAAUUAAAAAGUAAACACAGACCACCCUGUAUGUUCGGUAAAAAAUGUUAUAGGAAAAAUCCAGAGCAUUUUACAGAGUUUAGUCACCCUGGAGAUGUAAGUUAUGAUGAACAGUCUGAUUUAGAUGAGGAGGAAGAAAGGAAGGAUUGUCCAUAUGGAAAUACUUGCUACAGAACCAAUGUAAGUCACUUAAAGCAAUAUAAACACUACACCAGAGAUAGAGAUACAAAGCAAGUUGCACAACUUCCAACAGGUGACCAGGGCAAAGGUGAAGAAGAAUCGACUGGACCUAACAUGUAUGAUUAUAAUGACAGUUUUAUAAACGAUGAAUCACAGGCUCAGUCUGGAAAUGAAAAGUCUGCAUCUGAGAGUGAAGGUUCUGUUUCAGAUGAGGAAGAAGAUAUUAAACAGUUAAAAAAGGAGGCAAAAAAAUUUGUUAAAAAUGAAAAACUGACAAAGCCAGUGUGAUGUUUUGAAACAUGAGUGAGCAGCUGAUAGGAUCUCUUUCCAUUGUAUAUGUCAUCAUAAUCUCCAUAGUAAGUGACUGGAUUUCUGAUCCAUGAAAUUGUGAAAUAGAAAAACCAGUCAAAUAUGUGUUGUGCAGUUGGUGUUCAGUGUAGGAAGUACAGUUCUGAUUCUACAGAUAAUUGAUCACUUCGUACAGAUUGAAAUGAUGCUUUUUGUCAAUUUUUAUUAUCCCAAAAAAUUGCAACUUUUUUCUAUAUUCUGUAUUAGAUAGUUUUGAACUUUCUAGUGAAUUUUCCUUCUGUGUAAAAUGACAUCAGGAAUUCAUGCCAAGUUAACAGAGAUGUUCUGCAUGUAACAAUAGUUUAUGACAACUGGACAUAUCAAGGAAAGAAGAGUAGAAUAAAAGGCAAUGGAACUUCAAAGAAGUCCUUAAAUUGAAUCUAACAUUACUUUUUUAUUCUGUUGUUUUUUUACAAAGUGUGAAAUGGUUAUAAGCAUAUCUUGUUAGCAUGUUGCAUAACUCAUAUGCCUGAUUUUUUGUGUAAUACGUUAAUAUUCGUAUUCAUUGACAACAGUUUAGCCAAAAUAACACAAAUCAUGAAAUGAUUGGCAAAGGUUUCAGGAAAGGCAUUGGCCAUCUCAGUGUCUGCUAAAUGUAUUGCUAAAAUUAGAUGAAGCAAUAUGGUGAGAUUGGAUGCAGGGAUAUUGUAGAGUAUAAUAUAGAUAGUUAGAAAUACAACCUCUUUAUCAAUAAGAAAUCUAAUUUCUUUCAUUAUUGUUCAUUUUCAUUAUUGAACCAUUUGGCAUAUUUCAUGUUUGCUGUUUGAAGUUUACCAUCAUUUUGAUGAUAGGCAAAUAGUUAAAUUGAAUAGCUGUAAAUUAAUCAGUCUGUUAAUUGACUAUGUACAAAAGAUUUAUAUCAAAUCCAUAAUAUUCCAAUUGUCAGUAUUUUUUUUACACCCACAGCAUUGAAAUAUUCUUUAAUACGAUACAUUUUAUGUCAGUUCUCUUUUGUCAAAUUUGAAUGGAAGUGAUAUUUGUAUUGAGCAAAGAAAUUGCAUGUUCAAGAAUUUAAUUAUGAACCUAAAAAAGUUAUUUUUAUCUGUAAAACUUGGUCCCUCAUCGAUUUAAUUUUGCCUAACCAACAGUUUAGUAAUAUGGAUCAUGAAAUAACUUACAUAAAAUGCAUACACUAGUAGUUAAGGUCUUUGACUUCAAAUCACCUGCCGCUCACUGCUGUAGGUUCGAAUCAUGUCAGGGACAUUGCAUUCUUUCAAGCUUAAGGAAUGCUGGUGGUUCUUCUCGGAUGCCCACUUUGCCUGAAAUAAUGCAAUGAGGGGCACCAUUUGACCUCUCGGGUGUUGGUGCGAUGUAACAGCAAACCAAAACAAAUGUUUUGUAAAGCUCAAGUAAUAGUAUUGCUCUACAAAGUAAUCUCAAAACUUACAAGGGGAGCUGGUUGAGAACUUUGAUCAGGUCAAGGUCACUGACACUAAAAAUAAAUUCUUUUUCUCAUAAUAAGGCUAUAUCUUUUGAUAUGACAAGAUGGCAUAAGGGAGCAUUUGCUUGUGUUAGUGAUAUUCUAGAUUUAAUCUAGGACUCUAACUAUGUGUUGAAAUCUAACAUAAGAUACAACUGUAAAACUACCUGACUCAGAUUUCAUCAUUAAGUACAAUGUACUUUCAUCAGGGAAACUUGCUUCAGAUCAAUGUGUCGUAUGCAAAUUUCCUAAAGAAGGAAUUCAAUAUAUAUACUGACAUGGAAUUAUUUGUUUAUAUUUGAUCACAAAAUAUAUAAUUCUUGAAACUUUUUUGAUAAGUAAACUGGAUUAAUAUUGUGUUGCUUCUGUUCAGCUGUUGUUGAUAGAAAGUUAUGAAUAUUAGUAGGGCAAACAUUUUUCAUGGAAGUAGAAUAUUAAAUAUGUGAUUGUUGUUGUUGUUGUCUGUUUAUUAGUUUGUGCAUGAUUUAUUGUGCUUGUUUUAUCUUGAAAUACAGAUUAAUAAAUUUCAUAUCAUACUUUAUUCAAAUGCUUGCAUUGUCACAGAGGACACUAAAAGAUGAAGCAGCUAUUUUGUUUAUGAAGUUUAAGCUAGGUGUUGCUGGAAACAUUUUUUUCAACUUCCAUGAUAAAGUAAUAAAAAGUUAUGCACAAUUAUGGAACAUAAUAUGUAUGUUGGUAUGCCAGAUGAAAGUUGCUAUGAGAUGAAGUGUUAAAAAGCUAUGAAAGAAGGUCAUGCUUUAUCUUUUAGCCGACACAUGUCAUGUAGGUGGUAGCUAGUAAGCAUCAUAUUAUAACAAAUAGAAUCCAGGUCAACUGUGUCAGUUAAAUACUAGUAUUGGCUUAAACUUGGAUAUUAUAAAAUUUAAACCCUAAACAAGUUUUGCAAUAUAUACAAGGAAUAAUAAUUUUCUUACACUUUUUUGUACAAGUCUAUAAUUUAGGUAAACUAUGUUGAAAAAUUGUAUAUUUGUAUAAUAUUUUACCACUGUGAAGUUAAAUGAUAUAUUUAUUCAAACAUUUAAGUAAAGGAUACAAAAUGGGAUAUACUUCAUUAACAUUGCAAGAAAAUAUUUGUUAUACAAGGGGUGUUCAGAAAGUGAUGCAAUAUCCCUCAAAAUAACCCCCCCCCCCCAUACACCAGUAUGCUUGUAUCCUCAAAAACCAGGUAUAUGCUUAUUAAACUUAGGUGGGUUCAAUGUACUGUUUGACCUCAGUUUACUUUACAUCUUUCUGUUAAGUUUUCUGCUUUUUGGCGAUAUUUUAUUUAGUGAUCUGUCUCCGCCAACUGCCUCUGGUUUUAUCCUCAAACCUUCCCCAACUAUCUUUGAAUCAGUUUUGGGUUUUAUUUUUAAAAAAAGCCUCACUUUGUUACAUAUACCGGUAUAUAUUUUUACAUCACAUAUUUUCAUGAAAAUACUAUUCGAUAUUAAACCCAUUUUACAUUGGCAUUAGAUAUAUACCUAUACAACUGUAUCUCUGUCACUCAUUCACAACCUUUUUUCAGUUACAUUCAAGUUCAAAUUCUCCCAUGCAUUUUCAGUGGCAAUAUAUGCACAAGUAAUGGAAGAAAAGGCAUGAAGUAUUUGCGAAAACAAGGGAUAUAUUGAAAUACACACAGAUAUUUAGUCGUGAAAUGCAUGUGUAAGUUGAUAUUUAAGAGGUAUUGCAUUAGUUACGGAACACCCCAUGUACAAGUUAUCUUAUAUGUUUUACAAAAUUAUGUUGUACAUUUCUGUCAAAGUAAUGUUUAGAGUUACUUUCAGGUCUUCCAGUUGGUUUAUACGAGUAUUUUUUUUAUAUCAUUAAAUGCUGUCUUCGUAAUGGAACAGUAUGAAACAAAAGACAUUUUAACUUUAACAUGAUUUAACAGAUACUCUUGAUUAAUUAAAGCAUUGUAAGCAUAUAAGUAUCUUUACCAUUAUGAUAUUUUGGUCGUUUGACAAAAGAAAAAAAAAUAACACUAUAUUUUAUCUACAAUUAUGAUUGAACUUACAAUAUAACGAAGACUUUGUGUUUCAUCAUUAUCAAUGAAUAGGUCAAUUUAACGUACUGAUUUUAAAAUCCAAGUCAUUAAAUUUCUCUAAGAAGAAUUUUUAUGCCACCGCAGCAUCUGCGAUGCGGUGGCAUAUAGCGAUUUACCUGUGUGUGUGUGUGUGUGUGUUUGUUUGUUUGUUUGUUUGUUUGUUUGUGUGUGUGUUAUAUAGAUUAUAUUGUGAACUUAAAAAAUCUUCUUGUGAAAAACCACUAGUCCAAUUUCAACCAAACUUGGCAGGAUUGAUCCUUGGGUGAAGGGCUUUCAAAGUUGUUCAAAGAAUUUAAUUCCAUGCAGAAAUCUGGUUGCCAUGGCAACCAAAAGGAAUUAUAAGAAUUAAUUUAAAAAAUCUUCUUGUAAAGACCCAAAAGGCCUAGAGCUUAGAUAUUUUGCAUAAGGCAUUGUCUGGUAGACCUCUACCAUGAUUGUUCAAAUUAAAGCCCUGGGGUCAAAAUUGGCCCCGCCCCAGGGGUCAUUGAUUUUCACUAUAUGUACAUAUAGUAAAAACUUAAAAUACCUUCUUGUAAAGACCCAUAGGCCUAGAGCUUAGAUAUUUUGCAAAAGGAAUUGUCUGGUAGACCCUUACCAAGAUUUUUCAAAUUAUAGCCCUGGGGUCAAAAUCAGCCCCGCCCCCGGGUCUUUGAUUUUCACUAUAUGUACAUAUAGUAAAAACUUAAAAUACCUUCUUGUAAAGACCCAAAAGGCCUAGAGCUUAGAUAUUUUGCAUAAGGCAUUGUCUGGUAGACCUCUACCCAGAUUGUUCAAAUUAUAGCCCUGGGGUCAAAAUCGGCCCCGCCCCGGGGGUCAUUGAUUUUCCUCAUAUUUACAUAGUAAAAACUUAUAGUAAAAAAAUUCUUCUAGCAAUUGACAAAUUUUUGUUGAGGUUAGAUAUUUUGCAUGAAACAUUGUGAAGUGAACCUCUAGCAAGAUUGUUCAAAAAAUAGCCCUGGGGUCAAAAUUGCCCCCGCCCCGGGGUCAUUGAUUUUCAAUAUAUACAUAAUUAUAGUAAAAAAUUAAAAAAUCUUAUUGUCUGAAGGUACAAGGCUUAGAGCUUUAAUAUUUGUUAAAUGAUAUCAUCUAUAGGUCACUCUACCAAAGUUGUUCAAAUUUUGCCUCUAGUGUCAAAAUUAAAAGUGAACUUUGAUAUCAGCUGACCUAGAUUUUGACAAAGUGUAUUACAUGUUGUCCUUUGAUGCAGUCAUGAAAUUUAGGCUGUGUGAAAUAGGACCUUCACCACCAAAUUCACUAGACUCAAGUGCAUUGAUAUAUUCCUACUGUGAUCUUUUAUUGAGUUAACAAUAAAUUUAACCACUAAUCUGAUAAUAAGAAUUAGAUAGGUCAGGGAUCUAUGCAUUAUGAUAAUCUUCAAUUGUAUAAAAACAAAAAAAUCUGUUCCUACACUACCAUUUAGUGUUGUAUUAAUGCGGUGGCAUAGCAUUUUUCUCAAAUGCAAUCUUGUUUUCCAGCUUUAUUUCAAUAUGUUGCAUAUUUGUUUGCUUUUAAUUAUACUGAUUGCCCACUUGAAGUAUCCACCACAGGUUUAUAUAGAAAAAUGUUUAAAUGUGUUCUCAUUAACCAAGGCAUUUAUCAUCAAUAAACUGAUUUUGUAGCAUUCUUAGGUUGUCCUUUGUCAAGUUUAAAGAUAUUCAUUGUUUUUUCGUCUUCAUAUUUUUGUUCAUGUAGUGGCAGAUUGUUGUUGUUCAGUACACUAUAAAUAUGUUCUAUAACAAGUCAAAUAAUUGAACGUGUUGAAUUAUUUUGUACCAAAUUGAAAAAACUUGAAACUUGUUUCUUUGCUUCUUAAAGGCAUAUCUCUAGCUCUACGGCUAUUCCUAAUUGAAAUGUCCUGUUAUAUUUUAUAGCUUAAAAAGUCAAUUAUUUUAUCUAAAAUAAGGCAAAUAUUUGUUUUUGUUGAAAACAAAGUUUGUCUACAAUAACAUUUUUCUGUAACUUUAGCUUUAAACUUUGAAGGUUUGGUAAAUGAAAUCAGUUAUAUGUAGUCAUGGGAAAAUCAUUUUAGAAACAUUUAAAAGUCUCUAUUUCUAUUAUAUUUUUAAAGUUUAAGGUAAACGUUUUUGUACCUGGGAUAUUUUUAAAAUGUACUUGAAUUUAUGACAUGUUGUGCAUUUACUUUUAAUUUUACUUGAAAUCAUCUCAUGAGUCAUUUUUAUUCAUGUCAGUUUUGCAUAUGAAGGAAAAAAUAUAUACCUUACAUUGCUUUGA
Molecule: messenger RNA, 8045 nt
Organism: Ruditapes philippinarum (Manila clam)
Lineage: Eukaryota; Metazoa; Mollusca; Bivalvia; Venerida; Veneridae
Product: aprataxin and PNK-like factor
Exons: 15
Coding region: 214-2289 (691 amino acids)
Biological process (GO): double-strand break repair
Cellular component (GO): site of double-strand break; nucleus
Molecular function (GO): 3'-5' exonuclease activity; DNA-(apurinic or apyrimidinic site) endonuclease activity; protein binding
Source: RefSeq, a predicted model, not a curated record